AUGACAAUAUCUACUUUCGAUCACGUUUUCGGGCGACUUAGACGGAUUGCGCGUCAUCUCGCCUUCCCAAAUUUUCUCCUUCUGCAGCUCGAAUCCAAAACAUCUAUCUAUAGUACGGACUAGAGGAGAAAGAUGUUUAACUCGGUAAAUCUGGGCAACUUCUGCUCCCAGACGCGUAAAGACCGGACAUCCGAGUUUGGCGACAGGACGGGCUGUACUUCUAAUAUCUACCUCCCUAGCUGCACCUAUUAUGUCCCCGAAUUUUCCGCCGUCUCCUCGUUCCUUCCACAGGCCCCUUCGCGACAAAUUACCUAUCCCUAUUCCACAAAUCUUUCUCAAGUGCAACCGGUACGAGAGGUUUCCUACGGACUGGAUCCUUCGAGCAAAUGGCAUCAUAGAAGCAACUAUGCAUCCUGCUACUCAGGAGAGGAUCUGGUGCACAGGGACUGUCUUCCGCCAUCCACCAUGACAGAAAUACUCAUGAAAAACGAGAGUGUGUACAGCCACCACCACCAUCCCAACUCCAAUCACCCCUCCACCGGCUUCUACUCCGGCGUAGGAAAAAAUAACGUGCUCCCUCAAGGUUUCGACCGCUUUUUCGAGACAGCGUAUUGCGGGGCGGACAAUCAGCCAGACCAUUGUUUACAAAAGAGCGUGGCGAGUAAGCUGGAAACUGCAUCCCAGCAGCCUAACGCUGUUUCAAGCGAACAGGAGCAGGAAAAGGACCCAGAGGAUGAGGAAGAACAUACAAAUUCGGGCUCAUGUACCUCGUCCGCCACUAAGGACGGCAACGCCAACAAGAACAGCCACUCGAGUACUCCUCGCACAAGGAAGAAGAGGUGUCCAUACUCCAAAUUUCAGAUACGUGAACUGGAGCGGGAGUUUUUCUUUAAUGUUUACAUCAACAAGGAGAAACGGCUGCAGCUAUCCAGAAUGCUAAACCUUACCGAUAGACAAGUCAAAAUCUGGUUCCAGAAUCGUAGGAUGAAAGAAAAGAAAUUAAGCAGAGAUCGUUUGCAAUAUUUCUCUGGAAACCCUUUAUUAUAA
Chanos chanos (milkfish) is the source of this 1047-nucleotide messenger RNA. It is a transcript of the gene hoxc11a, whose product is annotated as homeobox C11a. Gene Ontology annotation, cellular component: nucleus. Gene Ontology annotation, biological process: regulation of transcription by RNA polymerase II; anatomical structure development. Gene Ontology annotation, molecular function: DNA-binding transcription factor activity, RNA polymerase II-specific; RNA polymerase II cis-regulatory region sequence-specific DNA binding. NCBI's taxonomy places the organism in Eukaryota, Metazoa, Chordata, Actinopteri, Gonorynchiformes, Chanidae. The record is from RefSeq and is a predicted model, not a curated record.